AAUUAGCGAUCAGCUGCUCGCAACAAGCAAAGCAGAGUGCGAAAAUGGGAAAAAUUGUUUUUGUCUUCCCAAAGAAGAGAGCGCGAAAAACCCGUGGCCUCCUCGCUUCUCCUCCCCUCCUCAGUGUAUGGAGCGGCGCCCAGCGACUGGAUUCCGCGCCGGGAGACUCACCCUGAACGCGUAUGUCGGUCUGGCUCGGUACGUACCCCUUCCUGUCGGGCACCUUCUCACUUUUACCUUUUUCCAGGCAGUUUCACGCACGGAAAAUGAAUUAGACGCUGGAGGAAAAACAAGCGCGUCCGAUCGCUUUCACUCUUCACAACUCUUCGUCUGAGUGUGAUGUGUGGUGUGAUGUGUGUGUGAUGCGUGUGAUGGUGCUGAUGCUGUAUGCUGCGGUGUGCGUGGCGCCGGUGCGUGAUUGCCGACCGACCUCUUGGAAUUCUUCCCGGAAAACUGACCUUCUCAAUAUAACCUUCACGGCCACGUUCCCUUCUAUCCUUCUUGUCACCUUGCAACCCUUUUUCAGCCUCCUCGGAUCCACAGCAGAGGCCGCUGUCUGGUCUUCUUCUCCAGCCCUGUCGGUUAUCGGCUACCUCAGAAAGCCGUCCAUAACAAUUUUUAUAGCGUUCUACUUCUGCUCGCAAUCUCUCUCCUUUUUCUCACUUGCACCGAAUGCCGGCAAGAUCCAGCUAUCGCUCGCUGGUCCACAAUAGUUUAUCGAUAGUUAAUGUUUAUGGUAGCCUAACUAACUACUAAACAAUCAAAAACUUAAACUACUUAACACUAUUUAAAAAUCGAUAGUUAACAUUAGUUACCUGACCUUUUGAU
Molecule: messenger RNA, 828 nt
Organism: Drosophila guanche
Lineage: Eukaryota; Metazoa; Arthropoda; Insecta; Diptera; Drosophilidae
Exons: 2
Coding region: 363-713 (116 amino acids)
Source: RefSeq, a predicted model, not a curated record